GCCCUGAGCUCGCUGGUCCCAGAAGGCGCCGGGUCUCCCAAGAUGGCGGCCGACGUGUCCGUUACUCACCGGCCGCCGCUCAGCCCGGAGGCGGAGGCCGAAGCGGAAACUCCCGAGGCCGCCGAUCGCCGGGCGCCUGAGCAAGAGCUGCCGCCGCUCGAUCCGGAAGAGAUCCGGAAACGCCUGGAACAUACUGAGCGCCAGUUCCGUAACCGCCGCAAGAUACUGAUCCGAGGCCUCCCGGGGGACGUGACCAACCAGGAAGUACAUGAUCUCCUGAGCGACUACGAACUCAAGUACUGUUUCGUGGACAAAUACAAAGGGACAGCUUUUGUGACCCUGCUGAAUGGGGAGCAGGCCGAAGCUGCCAUCAACGCCUUCCACCAGAGCCACCUUCGAGAGCGGGAGCUGUCCGUUCAGCUGCAGCCUACCGAUGCUCUGUUGUGUGUGGCCAACCUGCCACCCAGCCUGACACAGGCACAGUUUGAGGAGCUGGUGCGGCCGUUUGGCAGCCUGGAGCGCUGCUUCCUAGUGUACAGUGAGCGAACAGGCCACUCUAAGGGCUACGGCUUUGCAGAGUACAUGAAGAAGGACUCGGCUGCCAGGGCCAAGUCUGAUUUGCUGGGCAAGCCAAUGGGCCCACGCACACUGUACGUGCACUGGACAGAUGCCGGGCAGCUGACCCCUGCCUUGUUGCACUCCCGGUGUCUCUGUGUGGACCACCUGCCACCCGGCUUCAGCGACGUGGAUGCCUUGCGCCGGGCACUGUCAGCCGUCUAUACCCCCACCUUCUGUCAGCUGGCAUGUGGCCAGGAUGGGCAGUUGAAGGGCUUUGCGGUGCUGGAGUACGAGACAGCAGAGAUGGCAGAGGCUGCGCAGCAGCGGGCAGAUGGCCUGGCCCUGGGUGGCAGUCACCUCCGUGUGUCCUUCUGUGCUCCAGGUCCCCCUGGCCGGAGCAUGCUGGCUGCACUCAUUGCUGCCCAGGCCACGGCUCUCAACAGAGGCAAGGGACUCCUGCCUGAGCCAAACAUCCUGCAGCUAUUGAACAACCUGGGCCCAUCUGCCUCCCUCCAGCUGCUCCUCAACCCUUUGCUGCAUGGAGGUGCCAGUGGCAAGCAGGGCCUCCUGGGUGCGCCUCCUGCCAUGCCGCUGCUCAGUGGGCCUGCCCUGUCCACUGCACUGCUGCAGUUAGCCCUGCAAAGCCAGAGCCAAAAGAAGCCUGGGAUCCUGGGAGAUUCACCUCUGGGUAGCCUCCAGGCCGGUGCCCAGUCUGCCAACUCCCUCCUUGGGGAGCUGUCUGCAGGGGGGGGCCUGGCCCCGGAACUGCCGCCCCGCCGAGGGAAGCCACAACCCUUAUUACCACCACUGCUGGGCCCUUCUGGGGGUGACCGGGAGCCCAUGGGUCUGGGUCCCCCAGCAUCCCAGCUCACUCCACCCCCAGCCCCUAUGGGGCUCCGAGGCUCCAGUCUUAGAGGCCUCCCGAAGGACAGUGGGCCCCUGCCAACGCCCCCUGGGGUCUCACUGUUGGGGGAGCCCCCAAAGGACUACCGCAUCCCCCUGAACCCCUACCUGAAUCUGCACAGCCUGCUUCCAUCCAGCAACCUGGCAGGCAAGGAGACCCGGGGCUGGGGAGGCUCUGGGAGAGGCCGCCGCCCGGCUGAGCCCCCUCUGCCCAGUCCCGCAGUCCCUGGGGGGAGCAGUGGGAGCAACAGUGGCAGCAAAGCCUUCCAGAUGAAGUCCCGCUUGCUCAGCCCCAUUGCCAGCAACCGCCUGCCCGCUGAGCCAGGGCUGCCUGACAGCUAUGGCUUUGACUACCCCUCGGAUGUGGGACCUCGACGGCUCUUCUCCCACCCUCGGGAGCCAGCUCUAGGGCCUCAUGGACCCAGCCGACACAAGAUGUCCCCCCCACCUAGCAACUUCAGUGAGCCUCGGAGUGCUGGAGGCAGUGGGGGACCCCUCUCUCAUUUUUAUUCCGGUUCACCCACCUCCUACUUCACCAGCGGCCUACAGGCUGGCCUCAAGCAGAGCCACCUCAACAAGGCUGUCGGUUCCUCCCCGAUGGGCUCCAGUGAAGGGCUCCUGGGCCUUGGCCCUGGGCCCAAUGGUCACAGCCACCUGCUAAAGACCCCACUGGGCGGCCAGAAACGCAGUUUUUCCCACCUGCUGCCCUCGCCUGAGCCCAGCCCAGAGGGCAGCUACGUGGGCCAGCACUCCCAGGGCCUCGGCGGCCACUACGCGGACUCCUACCUGAAGCGGAAGAGGAUUUUCUAAGGGAGAAAUCUCUGAAAAAGACUUUGCUGACCAACCAGCCGGAGCUCAAGGAAUGUGGGGAUGUCUGGGGCCACACCAUUACCUGCAGGCCUGCUCCUGGAGCCAAAAUCCUGCAGCCUUAAGAGAGAGGGGCCCGGCCUGCUCUCUUUCCCUCCCCAACUCCUGGCCUCCUGUGCCCAGUUCUCCAGGCCUCCUCGCCUGCCUCGUCACUCCUGUGUUCUGGCCUUUCGAGUGCCUUUGGAGGUGUCCCUGACCUGUGAGGAUCAGGGACAGUCCCCUUUUUUAAACUUAGACAAUUGACUUUGAUUUCCUUUUCUAAUUUUUAUUUUGUAAAACAACCAGGAUGAUGACCACAUUGACCCCACCCACCCCCACCUCAGAAAAGCCCCAACUUUGAUUCCUUCAGGGUCUGGCCUACCUGGGCCUCCGAGAUUCCACACUUGGUUUCCAACAGCUUAACCCUACUCUCUUUCCCAGUCAUCUGCUGCAGGUGUAGCUGUCUCAUGCCCCUGCCUGCCUACUCUGGCCAGUACCCCAGUAUCUCCAGAGCCCCUGCCAUAGUCUUCUUGCCUUCUGAUGCCUUAAAGUUGGGUCACAGGUCCCACUAGGUCAGAGCUGCUCAGAUGCCGAGCUCCGGAAGCUCGACUCAGGACCAAAGAGCUCUGACCUAGGGAUCGUCCUUUCUCCAGGGUGUCUGCCCUGUGGACAGAAGGCCAAAGCCUUGGUCUUGGCAAACCACCCCUUAGUCCAAAGCCUGGGUACAGAAACCAGUGUUUUCUGCUGGCUUCAGCAGCCCCUGUUGCUGUCCGUGAAAGUUGACCAUUGUACCCAGGUCACUGGGCCUCUACCAUGUCCCUCCAAACCCAAAUCACCACCACCAUCCCCAGGCCGGAUCGCUGGAGCUGGCCUCCUCUCUGCCCACACAGACAAGCUCUACAGCCUGCCCGGGUGAGGGGACCCAGGGACUCUUGCCCCUGGCCAGCUGAGCCACUAGCCUCCCACCCCAAACCUGAUGGCCCAAACCCACUCCAGGGGGGUAUUCCCUCCCCCUUCCUCCCACACAGACCUUUGCUGAAUUAAAGUUUGUAAGUAAACGGUUUUAA
This is a messenger RNA of Onychomys torridus (southern grasshopper mouse), 3374 nucleotides long. RefSeq names its product ribonucleoprotein, PTB binding 1 (gene Raver1). Gene Ontology annotation, molecular function: RNA binding. The record is from RefSeq and is a predicted model, not a curated record. The transcript is spliced from 14 exons. NCBI's taxonomy places the organism in Eukaryota, Metazoa, Chordata, Mammalia, Rodentia, Cricetidae. The coding region runs from base 43 to 2271 and encodes 742 amino acids.